Messenger RNA from Fusarium vanettenii 77-13-4, 1257 nucleotides. RefSeq lists its product as uncharacterized. Gene Ontology annotation, molecular function: monooxygenase activity; FAD binding. The transcript has a single exon. The record is from RefSeq and is a predicted model, not a curated record. The coding region runs from base 1 to 1257 and encodes 418 amino acids. Lineage: Eukaryota; Fungi; Ascomycota; Sordariomycetes; Hypocreales; Nectriaceae.
AUGUCCCAGGCCAUCAUCAUCGGUGGCGGACCCGCUGGUCUGGCAACCGCCCUUCGCCUACAUCAAAAGACAAACAUCCUCUGCACAGUCUAUGAGAUUCGACCAGAGCCGACAACUCUAGGCGGCGCCAUUGGAAUUCCGCCCAACGGCCUACGCCUGAUGGAUCGCUUGGGCGUGUCUGAUGAACUCCACAAACAUGGCAGCAGCCACUCUACCCUCUCAAUGCAUUCCAUCGGUGGUAGCUUGCUGGGGCAGCAGGACCUGAUCGGGCCGGCUCGAGACAUUACUGGAUUUGGCUAUCUGCGCAUCAAGCGGAUGGAUUUGCAAAAAGUCCUGACUGAAGCUGUCGAAAAGGCCGAGAUCCCCAUCCACUACGACAAACGAAUCACCUCCAUCAAGGAUACAACAGAUGGUGUUGAAGUUACUUUCUCGGACGGAACUGUCGAUGCCGGUGAUCUACUACUUGGGUGUGAUGGCAUUCACUCCGCUGUACGAAAACUCUACGUGGAUCCGGAACAAGCACCCGAGUACACUGGAAUGGCAGCCCUGGGAGCUCUUGUGCCAGCAUCCAACUUCUCCGAGACGGCAAGAUCUCAGAUCAGAGGCAUGAACAUCACUUUCACAGAAGAGGGCAUGAUGCUGGCUAUGGUGUGCACAGCCACGGAUGACGAGUUUUUCUGGGGUUUCUCAAAAGAGGUUCCCCUGCCUGACUCGGGAGAUGCGAGGGACGGAUGGGAAGUCCGACGGAAGGAAGAGGUGGAUGGUUUCAAGUCAUCUCUUCUAGACACUUUGAAGAACGCAGGCGGAGAAUGGGGAAAUUUCAUGAGGCAGCUUGUCGACAACACAUCCGUCGUCAAAUUUUAUCCCACCUACAAGCUACCUCUUGACAGACCAUGGAACAAGGGGCGUUGUCUACUCCUUGGAGAUGCCGCGCACGCCAUGCCUCCCCACGCCGGCCAGGGUGUAUCCAUGGCACUCGAGGAUGUCUUUCUUCUUGGUCGACUGCUCGACAACCAACCUCAGUCGCUACCAGACACUCUUCAGAAGUUCACUGAGAUUCGCAGGCCAAGAGUGAAUGAGAUGGCUAGCAGAUCUGUUCAGAAUGGAACGAUCAGAAGAAAGACGGGGCCGUGGGGUUUAUGGAUGAAGGAGAUGGGCUUGUGGAUGUACAUGCAUGGCCUCUGGGCAUUUGGCAUGAAUCGAUGGGGUUCAGCUACGGAGCAGAUGGUGUACGACAUCGACGAGGUGCCUAUCUAG